CAGCUUGGCAGUAUUGAUCAGAGCAUGAGAUCACGCAGUUGAGCUUAGACGAACAAAGGAGAUCAUUUUUAAGCCCUCGCGAAUAAUACGCAGUUCGCAAACUACCAAAGAAAUCGUUGUGCAGUUUUGAAAGUAGAAAAUCAAAAAGAGAAAGCUUUCGCGAAUUCUUCGGACCGAUCUGGCAACCCCCGAAACAUAUGUGCCAAGAAAUGGCAAUCGCAAGUGACGCGGAGGAAGCGGAGAACGCAGUUCUCGCGGAGAAGGGCAGGAAAUGUUUUUAUUUGAAAAAAAUGAUAGGAGAUUACAUAGACACCUCUGUUCGCAUUGUGGCCACCGUCUUUCUGGCUGACUUCCUGCAGCGCUUCUAUCGCUGCGCCGUCGAAUAUGUCCGCUAUAGCCGGUACUAUCUGCCCGAGGAUCGGGUGCGGACGAUUGUCCGGCGCUCGUACACGUACAACAACAAGAAUGUCUACCUGAUGUUGGCCUUUCUCCUCGUGGGAUUCUUCCGAAUUUCGGUUACAGGAAACUGCAGAGACGUAGUGCCCUCAAUCCUGUACCUGUCCUACAUGCCGCUCUACUGGAUCUUCAGCGAUCUGGGCCAGAGCACCCUGAGCUACUCCCACUGGAUACGGGACUCACACGGGCUGGACUACGCGGCCGGAAUGGCCUCUAACUACUUCCAUGGCUACCUCAAACUCUCACUGCCCGAACGUAAGAACGAUGGACUCCAUCAUCGAAUGGAACUCUAUGAGGACCAGAAUAACGUCACUUUCGGCAUACAUCGACUGGUUAUUCUUAUCCCCGACGAAAUGUUUGUUAACGGCGUACUCGAAAGCGAUUUACUGGAUAAAGCUAAGCCCCUGGAGACGAAGUAUAUAAACCGAGCCGGCGUGAAUCGUCCUUUUAAGCACGCUGUCUACAGACUUAACCAAAAGAUCAAUGGCAAGACCUACUACUUUGCCAUCGAGGGGGCCACGCCCAUGCUGUCCUUCUUCGAUGCCAUGCAGUCCAACUUAUCGGCCACCUGGCAGAUGAAGGAGCUGCAGCGGGAGAUUUGGCUAAAGUUCUACAAGCACUUGAAGGAGCUGAUCACCACGUGGCCAGAGACCCGUAACUUGGUGGAGCUGAUUAUCUAUAGCUCCCAUGAUUUAAAAGGAAACCUCAUAGAUGUUGGAGAAUUGCUUAAGGACCAUAUGGAAAAUAAAACGAGAACUAUUGACGAGCUUACCGACUGAGAAAUCCAAAGAAAUCUUUGAUUUUAUUUGUCUCUACCACAGGAAUAGGAAUCCCUUUUUGGGUACUAACGAAGGGAAAUGUUAUUUCAAAAUGCAUUUUUUAAUUUUAUAUGAAUGUAUGUGCCUACAACUAAUGACAAUUUUAAAACAAAUAAAUAAUUGUUACUAACUUUAAAAACAA
Messenger RNA from Drosophila biarmipes, 1416 nucleotides. It is a transcript of the gene Sting, whose product is annotated as stimulator of interferon genes protein homolog. The record is from RefSeq and is a predicted model, not a curated record. Gene Ontology annotation, biological process: reticulophagy; activation of innate immune response; autophagosome assembly. The transcript has 6 exons. Gene Ontology annotation, cellular component: autophagosome; endoplasmic reticulum membrane. Gene Ontology annotation, molecular function: cyclic-di-GMP binding; 2',3'-cyclic GMP-AMP binding. NCBI's taxonomy places the organism in Eukaryota, Metazoa, Arthropoda, Insecta, Diptera, Drosophilidae. The coding region runs from base 198 to 1235 and encodes 345 amino acids.